Messenger RNA from Monopterus albus (swamp eel), 3868 nucleotides. RefSeq names its product nuclear receptor subfamily 1 group D member 1-like. Gene Ontology annotation, biological process: hormone-mediated signaling pathway; cell differentiation; negative regulation of transcription by RNA polymerase II. Gene Ontology annotation, molecular function: nuclear receptor activity; zinc ion binding; RNA polymerase II cis-regulatory region sequence-specific DNA binding. The record is from RefSeq and is a predicted model, not a curated record. Bases 694 to 2424 code for a protein of 576 amino acids. Lineage: Eukaryota; Metazoa; Chordata; Actinopteri; Synbranchiformes; Synbranchidae. The transcript has 8 exons.
UGUAUCAGUAGAGCAGCGCUUUCCCCUGCACAUGCAGAGCGCACAUGUAGCUGUGGCUUUACUGAACAUAUACCGCGGUCGAAUAAGCGCAUCAAAAUCCCCUCAGCUCCAGAUCUCCGCCAAUGAAAAUGCAGGAAAGCGUGAAGGCGAGAGAGUGAGAGAGAGGACUCCGCGAAAUACAAAGAGUGAGCAAAAUCCCAGUACACAAGUUGGAACGAACGGAAAGGCGGUCACAAUUCCUACUCACCUGCAAACGUGAUUGGUAUGGGUGUUUGUAUCAGUGGGUGUGUAUGUCAUGCCUGACACUCCCGGAUAUGCCGACUCGACUGGCUUUGAAUUCAUGAGAAUCGUCUAAUCUGUGCUUGUGCAACAUCACAAGCGCUCGAGUCGAGGCGCACUAUCCAGUGAGCAGAAGGCGUCCAGGUGUCUUCGAGGAGACCAGCCUAUCACCUCUGUCAGGGAAGAACUGGGCACUGCGAGAAACAUCUGUCUACACUUUAACGGGGGAAAAACCACACGCACUGGACAUUUCCAUCACUGCUUCCCAUUUGUGCGCUCCAUGGAGCAGGUGUUUUACGCAAAAAGUGUUUCUUGACCUUCUCACCUGUCUUCAAAAGACUUUUGCACCAGUCUAGUUUUAGACACAGACCUCUGCUUCAAGUUUGUUUAAAGUCGUCAACAUCAACCAGAGAAAUGGAUAACAGCCCUGGUGGAGGAGGUGGAGGCGUCAUCCUGUAUGCAGGCUCCUCUGGCAGUGCCAGUCCCAGCCCUGGCAGCCCCUCCAGCGGGUACCAGACACAAUCUCCUUCUUCACACUCCCAGCCCUCAUCUCCAGAGGAGGUUACUUUCACAGAGAUUGGGGUGCUGAAACAGAGGGCAGCUGCAUGCACCACCCCAUCCUCCAAACUGGUAUUCCAGUUCCCAGAGGUCUACAAUCGCCCCUCUGUAGCAGCCACUCCACAGCAUACCUAUGCACACCCCAUCACAGGAAAGAGGCCAUGCGGGCUCCCAGGAACUUUCACCAAGACAGGUGGAAUGGUCCUGCUUUGCAAAGUCUGUGGAGACAUCGCGUCUGGGUUUCACUACGGAGUCCAUGCAUGUGAAGGUUGCAAGGGUUUUUUCCGUCGCAGCAUCCAGCAGAACAUCAACUACAAGAUGUGUGUGAAGAAUGAGAACUGCCUGAUCAUGCGCAUGAACCGCAACAGGUGCCAGCACUGCCGCUUCAAGAAAUGCCUCUCUGUUGGCAUGUCAAGAGAUGCUGUGCGUUUUGGCCGCAUCCCUAAGAGAGAGAAGCAGCGCCUUCUGGAUGAGAUGCAGAGCUACAUGAACAGCCUAAAUGAGUCGGCUGCCUUGGACAUGGACUCACCUUCAGUGAGAGACACUCCCCCCAGUCCAGAAGAUGGCAAUUCAAAAGAGGCCAUUGGGGCCAUCUCCAGAGCCUAUCGUGACAUCUUCACCAGCAACCGCAGCAGCAGCAGCCGAGAGAGAGCAGCCAAGAGCAUCAGCACCAACAACAACAACAUAACUCCUUUUUCUCAGGAUGCAAAUUUUCCACAAGUUUCAUUUCACCCCACCUCAGCCCAGAAUUAUCAGUCUUGUCCUGCUGCCACUCUAUACCCCAUGAGCCCUAAUAACAGCCAACCUACAUUCCACAAUGUGGACAACAAUCGUUGCACCUACUUAGUGUCCACAAAUCAGAAUCGUAACCAGUCUAACAGUACAACACCUCAAAGGGACAGCCCUGCCGGUCAAAACUGUUUUCAUAAUGCAGGAAGUGCCACAGAUCAGCCUACCCGCCAAUGGAAAUUAGCUCCAGGAGCUAAAGUACUGGCCUGUCCUCUAAAUGCAUGCCCUUUAUCAGGGGCAGAGCGUACAAGUCAGGAGAUCUGGGAAUCCUUCUCUCAAUGUUUCACUCCUGCUGUCAAGGAGGUGGUAGAUUUUGCCAAGGGCAUCCCAGGAUUUCAAGAGCUUAGUCAACAAGACCAGGUCAUGCUGCUCAAAUCAGGCACCUUUCAGGUUCUGAUGGUGAGGUUUUGCAGCUUGUUCAAUGCUAAAGAACGUAUGGUGACCUUCUUAAAUGGCCAAACUUAUCCCCUCUCCACCCUGCGGGCUUUGGGCAUGGGCUCUCUGCUGGAUGCAGUGUUUGAGUUCAGCGAGAAGUUGGGCUCCCUGGGGCUAGAGCCUGAUGAAAUGGCCCUCUUCAUGGCUGUUGUGCUGGUCUCUGCAGAUCGCUCUGGCAUCUCGGACAUGCUGGCUGUAGAGCAGCUCCAGGAGGGUCUGAUUCGUGCUCUACGGUCACUGAUCACCCGGCGUCGCCCAGAUGACACCACCCUCUUCCCCAAACUCCUCCUGCGCCUGCCAGACCUGUGCACCCUCAACAAUCUGCACUCUGACAAAUUGUUGGCCUUUCGUAUUGAUCCUUGAGCAAGCUACUUGUCCACAGAACGCGCAAACUAUUUUAGACAGAAAUACACAAUAGAGCACACACACAUUCUCUUCCAAGGAACUGUGCAAUCUGAGGAGUGUUGUUAGAGGGAUAAAUGAGGACAGUAGUGAGCACAUUUUGGAUUCACUAUUGAUCUUCAUGGCCUGUUUUUGAGACAAAUACACAUACAUUUGCAAACUGUUCUAUACUCAUUAACCUCAACACCUCUUGAGAGACACUGUUGCAGAAAAAAGAAAUUGUGUAGAGUUACUGUUACCAUUUUGGACAGAUCAUUUGUGUGUUUGCUCAUGAUAUCCACAGUACUUCAGAAUAAAAGCCAAUUCACUUCUGUUUAUUCCUUCACUUGUACAGAAUCAACAGGCCAUCACUAAGCAGCACCUGAAAGAUGGAUAUUGUUGAUCCAAACAGUUAUUAUUUAGGGACAGUUAUUGAUGAUUGACCAAGUUGAUUUAUGUUGAAGAGAGAAGGAACCUGUAAAUAAUGCAUACUGAAAUCUGAAAUAUUAAGGUAAUUGUGCAUCACUGUUUCACAGACAUACCAUCUGUAUUAGUAAUAGAAUGAGACCACUAUUUUAAUUUGUCACUUGUACACAGUAGGAUGCAUUCUGUCUUACUAUUUUGCCUAAUCUUCCAGAAAACAUUUGGCACAGCUUGGGUUUGAAUAUGUCAUCUUCAUAGUCAAGGGCAUUUUAUAUGACUCCACAAAAACAGGUCUGCAUAUAUCAUAUAUUGGGUUUUGUUGUUUAUUUUUGUUGCUGUAAAUAUGAUAUUACUCCAAUGUCAAUGUAUCAAUGACUGAAGUGAUAUAAUGGAUCGGACAGAUAUGUUUGGUGUAAAGGAGAAUAUAUUACCCUUCCUAUACUAGAUGGAGGUUUGGCCAUGCCAAGGGGGCAUUUAGUAGGGCAUACUAUAUGUAGUAGGGAUUCUCAGAUGACUUAGACACACUUCCUGCUAUCCAAUGAUGUAACCAACCAGCAUAAUCCCUGAAAUCACCAGCACCCCUCCCAUCACCAUGCACCCAUCCUUUGCCCCCAAUGUUUGUCAUACAAACACAAGAAGUUUUUGUUUUGGGUGAGAGAUCUUGUUUGAUUGGUCCUCUCACUGUUUGAUAAUGGGUAAUUACACAUCUUGUAUAUUUUGUAAAUCUUUCUUCCUAUAUAGAAAUGAUAGAAUGAUAUAAAGUUCAAAUUAUGUAUUACUCUGCUCGCUGUCAUUGUUUUGUGUCAAAUUAGGCAGUAAAUGAACAGCAAAGAACACAAGCUGUGUAUUUAGGCCUACAUAGAUCGCAUACAACUGAAAAUUACAUGUUUUACAAUUACAAGAUUAUACUCUGUGUGCAGCUAGUGUGCAUGAUAGAGUACUUAUAAGGAUGAGCGUGUCCAUAGACAGUAUAUAGUUCAUUGCCAUUGUAUACACACAAUGU